This is a messenger RNA of Linum tenue, 2303 nucleotides long. The record is from the annotation of a GenBank genome assembly. Lineage: Eukaryota; Viridiplantae; Streptophyta; Magnoliopsida; Malpighiales; Linaceae.
AUGGGAAGAGGGUCUUCGUUUGCAAUCGACGAAGAGAUGCUCGCUCUCGUCGUCCCCUGCUCGCCGCCUUCACUGUCGUCGUCGGAAUCCGGCUCGCCGCAGUCAAAGAGAUGCUGCAAUCGACAAGCUUCUUCUACUCGUCGUCACCCACUGCUCGCCGUCUUCACUGUCGUCGUCAGAAUCUGGCUCGCUAGCUGCGUGGAGAGGAUCGAAGGAAGAGGAUCGAAGGAAGAUUUUUUCUCUCCUCAUCGGCGGCGUGGGUCAGUGGCCACCGAUGACGACAUCCACCCGACGUUGCAGUAUCAUGAGCGGGCCAGAUGGUGCCACGUGGCUUGCAUGCACGCCUCUAUCACCCCCACCACCAUAUGGCGCUGUGGCAUCCUUCACCGGAACAGGAUUAACAGGGACACUUGGCCAGUGGUUGAGGCGCCCACGUGAGAAAGCCAGACUGGUUUCCGCUCGAGCUUGGCUUCUUUUCGUGCUCGCUUGCUUCAUUGCAUGACCUCUGAAAGAUCUCACAGAUCUCCUGUUGACAAUAUCUCUGACAUGGGUAGCUUCGAUCCAGCCUCUACAGCAGCUUGCUCGGAUUCUACAAGGAAGAGGAGACGAAGAACAGGAACUGAAUCUGUUGUGGAGACUCUUAAAAAGUGGAAGCAGUACAACGAGUAUCUCGACACUUGCGCGGAUGGAGCCGCUGGCAAGAAGUCUGGGCGAAAAGCUCCCGCCAAGGGCUCGAAAAAGGGAUGUAUGAAAGGUAAAGGCGGGCCCGAUAAUUCGCACUGCAAGUACAGGGGUGUUAGACAGAGGACGUGGGGUAAAUGGGUAGCGGAGAUUAGAGAGCCCAAUAAAGGUCCUAGAUUGUGGCUUGGCACUUUCCCUACUGCUUAUGAAGCUGCUCUAGCCUACGAUGAUGCUGCUAGAGCCAUGUAUGGUCCUUACGCCAGGCUGAACCUUCCAGAUAUCUCUAGGGCCCCGACUACCAGUACAUCGAAUGGUUAUUCUGCGGCAACACCAUCUGGUGGGUACUCUACGAUUAGUACUACUACAUCAUCCAACCAUUCUGAGGUUUGUGAGAACGAAGAUGAUGCCAAGGUCUUGGUGGUUCCUGAUGUUGAGGGUGAGUCGAAGGCCACGGCUCAUGGGGUGGAUGAGGUUUCAUCUUCGGAUCCUUGUAAAGAAGAGCCUCUGUUGAUAGACAAGAAUGGGGAUUUUGAUGAGGACCAGACGAGCCUGAAACCGGAAGUGAAAGAGGAGCCCUUGGAUGUGAAAGACUAUGAGUGUCAUGACUUCACGAUGGAUGAGAUGUUUAGCAUUGACGACUUACUGGGUGCAUUGGAGAAUCAGCCACUCGAAGGGGCAGUAAACAACCAGAUGCAGGAGCAUGAUGCUAGAUUCAUUGGUGGUUCGCAGCACAAGGAGCCAGCACCAUUGAUCCUUCCUGCUGCUGAGGAUUUCUGCUUCGACUUUUUGGAGCCUGGGAGGCAGGAGGACAAUACUGUCACCGUUGAUGACCAGGGUUACUUGAGCCUGGGCUUGGCCGACUUGGGGUUUGAGGAUCUGUGAUGGACAAAAUGUUUUUAUCUUUGUUUUCUUUGUUCUACACGGUUUGCUUCCCUGUCCUUCCAAUGCGUUUUUUUCUUGAGGGAGUUGAUUCUCUACGAGCUUUUUAGGGACUACAGAAAUUGGCUGCUGAUUUUGCCUUGAUUUCUUCUUCUCUCUUUCUAACUUCUGCUGCUUCUGUAGAUCGUGCUUUUGCAGUGGUUAGAAAGAUUUGACUUAGACUUUGAAGAUGUUUAAUUGUUUACUGUAGAUUCUAUCUGAAAAGGUGUUAUCAGAGUAGCAAGUGAGGGUUGUACUUGUAUAUGACGUCGACUUGAGAGGAAUAUGGGUUCUCGAAUAAAUUGACAGUUACUGGUUGCUGCCUUACAGGCACGGUGUCGGAUGAUGGAUGGAGCAAUCGCAGCAGGAUCGCACCAACAGAUGGAGAAGAAGAUGCUAGCAAUGAGACAAUAGUGAUGCUGCUACUGCUAACACGGCUGAAAGCCUGAAACUCUCAUGAAUAGGCUCUACAGGAAGUGAGAACAAUAGCAUUAGCAUAAACACUCUGCACAGACAGCGUUGGACAAUGGUUCUUAUAAUUUCUUCUUUGUCUGAAACUCGAAAAUGUGAGUCAAAUUUAUUUGUCAAAGAUGUCCGCGUCUAAUUUAAUAUGCAGAUGUUAUGAUCGAUAGCGCUUAUCGGCAAAAUACCUGGCUUGAAUUUAAGAAAUACAGCACAAAUAAUGACACAGAUCUCUGUUAGGG